Molecule: messenger RNA, 1543 nt
Organism: Eriocheir sinensis (Chinese mitten crab)
Lineage: Eukaryota; Metazoa; Arthropoda; Malacostraca; Decapoda; Varunidae
Gene: Taf11
Product: transcription initiation factor TFIID subunit 11-like
Exons: 7
Coding region: 151-924 (257 amino acids)
Biological process (GO): transcription initiation at RNA polymerase II promoter; RNA polymerase II preinitiation complex assembly
Cellular component (GO): nucleus; transcription factor TFIID complex
Molecular function (GO): transcription coactivator activity; protein heterodimerization activity
Source: RefSeq, a predicted model, not a curated record
CACAGCUGCGUCCCACACCAGUCCUCCUCCCUACUUGUGGCUCCUUCAGGAGAAGCUGACAGCCACGCCUCUGUUAUAGUCACCUCGCACGUCAACAGUCGCAACAACAAGUGGGGAGGGUUUCUUUCCCAGCUACAGUCUCCAGCUACAAUGGAUGUGACCGACAAUGAAGACUACUCAGAUGGCGAUAGUGCUGGCGGUGAUGUGAGGAACCUGAGCAUGUCAGAGAGUCACUGUUCAGACUUCUCCGAUGCAGACAACACUGACUCCCAUGAUGUCAGUGACUCUCAGUCCACGCCCCUAGGAGGUGACCCGCUGGCCCAGCUCCUAGCCACACCUGAACACACAGCAGCUGAACAGGAUACCACUACCCCAAACAGAGAACAUGAGAUACCCACCCAUGAAGAUACAAAUGCAGGUGGUUUCUUCUCAGGUCAUGAACAUGCCCCAAGCAAUGAGCCAGAGGUUGACAUAGGGGAUAGUGGUGACAUCCUUCUUCCCAAGCCAGUGACCCCUCAGCCAGGAAUCAACAGAAAUGAUCGCAGAAAGGAGGGCAAGACUAAACGAGAGCAGGAAGAAGAGGAGCGAGAAAGGAUGCAGGUGUUGGUGUCUAACUUCACUGAGGAGCAGUUGGAUCGCUAUGAGAUGUUCCGACGGUCAGCAUUUCCCAAGGCUGCCAUCAAGAGGGUUAUGCAGACCAUCACUGGUUGCUCUGUGUCCCAGAAUGUUGUCAUUGCCAUGUCAGGCAUUGCCAAGGUGUUUGUCGGGGAAGUCGUGGAGGAGGCCCUGGAUGUGAUGGAGUCAGAGGGAGAGAGUUGUCCUGUGCAGCCCAAACACCUGCGGGAAGCCAUCAGGAGGCUGCGCAGACGCCCAGGCCAGCACAUCCCUACCAUGAAGCAGCAGCGGCCACUCUUCAGGAUAUGAUUGGCAUGAGUUGAUAUAAACAUAAAGAAUAUUUGGCAAAGAAGAAGGUCUCAAGGUUAGCUGUAUGCUCUGAAUCACAUUUUACAAGAUCUUAGGAGCUCAAGAGUAUUAUAGUAAUCUUUGGGUCAGGUAUGUAGUGCUGAGGUGUUACUUUAAUUUCUUGAGUAGCAAAGGGCUAGUCAAAGGACUAUAUAAUCAGUUGAGAGGGUUAUUUGUAUUUUGGUAAAGUUAUUUCCUAUUUUGUAUGUGUAUAUACUAGACCCUAGACUAGAUAGAGGAUUAGUUCAAGCAUAAGACCAUCCAAAUGCUAUAGCACAGUAGGUAUGAUGAGUAUUAGGCCAAUAUUAUGCAAGAUAUGGAUCCUUUGCUCAUAUUCAUACCUCUGGUUAAGGUAAAGAAUGUCAUGACUUGUGUUUGCUCCUUUGAGGGUUCAGUACUUGGCACACCUUAUUGAUAUGUACCUUGUGUUGUAUCAGUGUGUUGUGCAGGAUUUGUGUAACCAGAAGACUAGGUCAGUAACUGCAUCAAUACAAAUGUAUAAAAAUCAUGUUCAAUAUAAUUAUUAUUCUAGCAGAUAAGCUAUUUAUAUGUCCAUUUUCAAUAAAAUAUAAUGAUCUUU